Molecule: messenger RNA, 3622 nt
Organism: Pungitius pungitius (ninespine stickleback)
Lineage: Eukaryota; Metazoa; Chordata; Actinopteri; Perciformes; Gasterosteidae
Gene: rab24
Product: RAB24, member RAS oncogene family
Exons: 9
Coding region: 662-1267 (201 amino acids)
Cellular component (GO): Golgi apparatus; endosome
Molecular function (GO): GTP binding; GTPase activity
Source: RefSeq, a predicted model, not a curated record
CCGUAACCCUUGACUACAUUUGUGUUAUUUGUUUUAAUAUCUUUCUAUUUUUCUGCUUUUUAUUUUGUUUACAUCUUCUUUAUCCUGUGGCAUUUUAGUUUGAACUUACGUAUUUCACUGUUUCCGUGUGAAAUUGUACGUAUGCAAUUCUACACUUAAUCCUCAAUAUUAACAAAUAAAAGUCAAAUAGGCUACAAUAAACACAACAACAAAAAAGAUCAACACAUCCGGUGAUUGUCUCAAUUCUGGCCCUUCCGUCUCCUGGAAACCUCCGUCUCUUUGGUUCCUACCUCUUUGGUUCCUACCUAAACAAAAAGCUCCGAUGGAGAAUUCCACCCUCUCACAAACAUCCCAGCCUCGGGCCAGUUGAUUCACGCCAACUCAAGCCCGGGAUUAUCGUCAAAGAAAUCGAGCUUCUGUCAUCCGGCCCGCCGCGUCUUUCCGGUAACGUAACUUUCAACCGCCGCUUAUUUAACGCGUUGCGCAACAUCCCCAGCAGCUAGCGGCCGCUCCCGGGGGUCCCUGCGGCGGACAGAUGACAAGCGGUUUGUCGGUCACCGGCGGACUAAAACGGGUCUGACGGCCCCCCCGGAUCGGUUGGGAUCGGUUCGUCUUGGCAUGUCGAGGACGGUUUGUUGAUUGGAGCUAGCUACCAGUCACCAUGAGCGCGAUGCGCGUGGACGCCAAAGUGGUCAUGCUGGGAAAGGAGAGCGUGGGGAAGACCAGCCUGGUAGAGAGAUACGUCCACCAUCGCUUCUUGGUCGGGCCCUACCAGAACACUAUCGGUGCUGCUUUUGUUGCCAAACCAAUCCAGGUUGGAGAGAAGGUGAUCACGCUGGGAAUAUGGGACACGGCGGGAUCAGAGCGCUACGAAGCCAUGAGCAGGAUCUACUACAGAGGAGCCCGGGCCGCCAUCGUCUGCUACGAUAUGACUGACACCAGCAGCUUCCGGCGAGCUCGGUUCUGGGUGAAGGAGCUGCAGAACUGUGAGGAACACUGCAAGAUCUACCUGUGCGGCACUAAGAGCGACCUGAUCCAGGGGGAUCGAAGCCUGCGGCAGAUCGACCACCACGACGCUCAGGACUUCGCUGACGAAAUUGGCGCUCUGCACUUUGAGACCUCCAGUAAAACGGGGAAUCACGUGGGUGAGUCGUACGUUCAGUCGCCCCGCGGGACGCUUUCAGCACGGUGCAGCUGGAGGAAACGAGCUGUUCCAGAAAGUUGCCGAGGAUUACAACACCAGCGCCUUCCAGUAUAUGACAGGUGACUGUUCCACAGAGGAGACGGGAGUGGACCUGGGCCAGAAGAAGGACUCUUAUUUCUACUCCUGUUGCCAUAACAACUGAUGCUGGGGAAACAAUGAGGGGAAACGCCACCGGUCCGCGCUGUCUGAAAACUGGGCCCUGCAGCUGGAAUCCAAAUCACAGAAGAAAGGACAAAGCAAACAAACAAGCAGUUCUGUUAAAAAAAAAAAAAACUUCUUUGGUUUAUUUCUUUGGUGCCACAAAGAACUGACGGCUUCAAGACUUUAUGGACCAGGAUCCAUUGGCUGGCAGAUCACCAGAUCACCCCCCCCCCCCCCCCCCUCAGUUUGGUGCUGUGGCUUCUGGAGCGCGGCGGUGAAGGCGUCUGAAUCGGUGGCGUUACAACUGGGGCUUUUAGUGCGGCGUGCAGUGCUUCCGGAGGGGGGGGGGAGGAGGGGUUCGUUUACAGCGGUUUGGUUUUUGGUUGACACAUUUAACCUUGUUGUCAUCUUUGAUGAAGCGUUGGACAUGGAGUGAAGCUCCAGAGAAGCAGAAGUACUUAAUCAAAGUGAAUUAUUCUUUUGGAAAUUGGGUGAAACUCAAGAAUGAAUUGAUAUCGAUGAGCCUUACAGAGGCACUAUUACUCCGUACUAGAUCACAUGGUCACAUGGUCACGUGUGGCACUGAACAUCUAUUAUGGUGGCGAUUUAAUUGGCGACUAUAAUGCCAACUUCUUUAAUUUCAUCUGCAUGGCCCGAGCUCGGCGAAAGAAAAUUGCUACAUUUUUACAUUUUUUUGAAAAUGUGACUUUCAGUCAGUGAAACGUUCCUUUCGAAACUCCGAAAGGUUCAAAGAGACAAAGUUCCCCUCCUCUGUGGUGAGAAACUGAGUAUUUCACCAACAAGGGAAGAAAACCCGUUGCGGGUGAAUGUUGCAACGCGGCCUAAAAACUGUCGUCAUCUUAAUGUCCUCCCAACAAUACUCGCAGCUGUGUGUGACGUGAACACUCUUAAUUUAUUGCCUUUUUAAGUUUGUGCUGCCAGGAAGAUGAGGGGAAGUAAACUGACACGAUAUCAACUCCCCUCAUGUUGCUGCUUUAAAAGUGUUGACAUUUUGAUGCACAAUAUUUUAUACUGAAAGUCUGUAUAAGACGCUCCGGUGUAAAGUACAAAUAUGUUCUGUGUAAUUAAAAGCUUGUUCAAAUGUUUUUUAUAGUGAUUGAUCCAAACUGUUUUGCCUUUGUGUAUAAAUUGAGCUUUUUAUGCAUUUUGAUUGGGUGGGGGGGGGGAAAUGGCCGUACGCUGUUGGUUUGAAUCAAAAAUCGAAUGCAAAUCAUCACCAACCUUAACAGCGUGAGCUGGAUCUGUGGUCAAAGGAAACCUGUGUUUGGGGUUUCCAGCAGCUUUGUCUUAUUUCACUUGUAAACUACUUUGCUUCAUUCCAAGGUCGUGCCGUCACCCCGAAGGGAAACAUCCACGUGAAAGCUGGUGCCUCAAAAGGGACGUUACAAUACGGCAAAUAAAACCACUAUAAAUCACAAGCGCUUAGUGCAUCACCUGCGCUUUGUACUGCAAAACAUAAUGUGCGUUCUGAUCAAACGAUCAACUGCCCUCUUUGACUCAUUUAGGGACUUUCUGACAAAAAGCUCAGAUGAGCUACGCCACUGGAGGAUAAAAGGUAUUCGAUUCUGAUCCCUGACAAAGCAUCAAAGUCUUAAAUUGAGAUUUUCAAAACCUCAUUGUCCCAUAAUAAAUGUUGCUUUUAGGUUUCAUACGGCUUGGAGGUGCAGAAAGAACAUGCAAUAUAAACAUGUACUUACAAGUCAUUGUAGGCUUUAUUGUCCCCACUGAUCAUCCAUUGACCUUGAAAAAGACCAAAUUGCAUUGUGGUCCUUCAUUCGGGCAGAAACCCUGCAUUGAAAAUAAAUAAAGUUUAAAACAAGUAGAGAAAUGAAAAGCAAAGACAACUUGAUUUGACUAAACGGAAUCACACUUGGUUUACGCCUCAUUCCUAAUUUACAUCGUUCCUGCUGUUAUAAAAAAGGCUGAUUCAUUAUUUAUCAAAUGAAGGGUUUAAGAUGCAUUAUGUUGAAUGUAUUGAUACAUGUUUACACUCUUGUACACUUUGGCUUGUGAUAGUAUUUUAUUUGCCAAAUGUGUAUUUUAAAUCUUUACAUGCGAUGAGUUGGUUUCCACUUUAUCUCUUUUUUUUUUCUUUUUUUUUUAAAUCACCCGCACAGUUGGUUCUACUCAUUUCAGAUGCUUAGAGCUCCUCUGUGGCUUCGCCUUCCUUCUCAUGGCCGAAUCCAAGAGACAAACGUCUCUGGCAACAUCUACAGGUUGUGAGAAGUGAAAAAUAAAGUUUACUGCUGCAUUGUC